AUGGCUACGACGAAGGUCAGGAAUAAUCAAACUAAAGUCGCUGUAAGUCAAACAACUACUACAACAGUCACGGAUAGAUGCAGCGUUUGGUUCGUGAUAAUAACUGGAGUAACAAUAUUUGUAAUAGUUACAGUCGGUAUCUGUGUUAAAUUUUUAUUAGAUCCCUACGUUGCUAGUAUAAUACUUAUAUCAUUAAUAUGUUUUGAAGUAUUUAUAGGUAUAGUAGUAUUGACUAUACUAACAUGUAGAAGGAAAAAAUAUGCUACAACUUCAAAGACUGUAACUUUAAAAAAAAAUGGACAGUAUCAUAGCAUCCAACCUAGUGCCCCUCAAGAAACAUCCUGGCAAUAUUCAAACAGGGAAACAUUGCCUGCUUAA
This is a messenger RNA of Psylliodes chrysocephalus, 378 nucleotides long. Lineage: Eukaryota; Metazoa; Arthropoda; Insecta; Coleoptera; Chrysomelidae. The record is from the annotation of a GenBank genome assembly.